This is a messenger RNA of Plectropomus leopardus (leopard coralgrouper), 1645 nucleotides long. It is a transcript of the gene fgf8a, whose product is annotated as fibroblast growth factor 8a. The record is from RefSeq and is a predicted model, not a curated record. Gene Ontology annotation, molecular function: growth factor activity. NCBI's taxonomy places the organism in Eukaryota, Metazoa, Chordata, Actinopteri, Perciformes, Serranidae.
UGAAAAAUCAUAAUUAGUCAUUGCCAUUUUUUGAGCUUGGCCUGUUCUGGACAUUUAUUUGGGGAAUGUGCGUGCCGUGCGCCCAUGAGCCUCUCUGACUUUUUUUUUUCUUGUGGAUUUCGAUAAAAUCUUUGGACUCUGGUUUGUAACCCGCUGGACUCUGGAGGGACCCUCCUCAGAAUUUACUGGAAGAUCGUUUUACAUUUAUCCAAAAUGCGACCCAUCCCAUCCAGACUCAGCUAUCUGUGUCUACACUUAUUCGCGUUUUGCUACUAUGCUCAGGUAACCAAUCAGUCCCCGCCUAAUUUCACGCAGCAUGUAAGCGAGCAGAGCAAAGUGACGGACCGCGUGAGCCGCCGGUUGAUCCGGAUCUACCAGCUGUACAGCCGGACCAGCGGCAAGCACGUGCAGGUCCUGCCCAACAAGAAGAUCAACGCCAUGGCCGACGAUGGAGAUGUGCACGCUAAACUCAUUGUGGAGACGGACACAUUUGGGAGCCGAGUGCGCAUCAAGGGAGCUGAGACAGGCUUCUACAUCUGCAUGAACAAGAGGGGAAAGCUCAUCGGCAAGAAGAACGGACAAGGCCGCGACUGUAUCUUCACAGAGAUCGUUCUUGAAAACAACUACACGGCGCUGAGGAACGCCCGCUAUGAGGGCUGGUACAUGGCCUUCACCCGCCGUGGGAGGCCACGGAAAGGUUCGCGUACGCGCCAGCACCAGCGCGAGGUCCAUUUCAUGAAGAGGCUGCCGAAGGGGCAGCAGCCCGCCCACUCCAGCCACCACCGCCCCUUUGACUUCAUCCACUACCCUUUCAGUCAAAGGACUAAACGCACACGCUACUCAUCAGAGCGCUGAGAAGGGGAGCGAGAGAAAAGACAGAAAGAAAGAGGAGAAACUGACAGACUGACCAAAUUCCCAGCAGCCGGCACACUCCUCCGCUCUCCUGCAAAACCUCUAAAGACAUUUUUAUACUGAGCAUUACUAUAUCUUAAUAUGUAGGUUGUUUUCUAUUUUUCUCAAAAAAAAGCUGUACAUAGACAAAAACAUGAGAAUUUAUUUUUGUACUCCAGACUUAGUACUGACCUGUGUGUUUGUAGAUGCACAUCACUAACUGUCUGACUUAUCGAGACUCUUAGUAGAGUGCACUGUGUUGUUGUUUUUUAUUUCAUUUGACCAGUGGAGUCUGUUUUUGGACUCUCGCCUGCUGCUCAAGGAGACUUGAAGGGCCCUGAUUGACCGCACUGCCAGGAACGCUGCAUUCACACACACAAACUGUCACACACUGUGCGUUGGGUAAACGUUGCAGAAGCGUGUGGCGGUAACACUGCAGUGUUUUAAGCAUCCUGACUGGGAUGGUUCUGUGUCGCUCUCACACAGUGAUGGAACAAUGUGGCAGCUACAUUUGAUAAUCACAGGUUCUGACUGUAAUAUUGAUGUGUACAAAAUGCAGUGUGUAAGGCACCCGACACGCCCGCUCCCCCUCACCCUUACCCUCUUGUGUUCUCGUUGCCCACUGAAUGUUUGUUUUUAUACAUAUAUAAAUAUAUUUUUAUUUGAGGAUGUGUAAAAUAAUUUUAAGGAUGGAAUAUUUAUUUAAAAUGUGUAAUAAAUGUACAUUAAAUACUGAUAUUAAACUCUUGUUUGG